Messenger RNA from Cynara cardunculus var. scolymus (artichoke), 1979 nucleotides. Its product is annotated as probable mediator of RNA polymerase II transcription subunit 26b. Gene Ontology annotation, cellular component: nucleus. The coding region runs from base 469 to 1698 and encodes 409 amino acids. The transcript has 9 exons. The record is from RefSeq and is a predicted model, not a curated record. NCBI's taxonomy places the organism in Eukaryota, Viridiplantae, Streptophyta, Magnoliopsida, Asterales, Asteraceae.
AGAGAGAAGGGGAUGUAUAUCUAAAAAUGUAUGCAUAUUUUCUUGAAAUCAAAUAAGGCAAAAAGUAUCUCUCCCAUAAUUAUAACGAUCCUUUCUUCAUCAUCGAUUUCGGAUUCUGUAAUAUCUGUUUGGUCAUCUUAUCGGUUCUUCGAUAAAUCCCAACUGGGUUCUUCACAAAUUUCAGUUUCAUAACGAAAACGCUAAGCAAGAUUCAUCAUACACAACCUACUGAUACAAUCUGAUCUUAGUUUGGUGUCUUUUUCACUGUUUCAAUCGAACUUACAAGGGUUUGCUGUUGUUUCUUCUGUUGUUCCCCUAAUUUCUACCGAAUUUAUUUAAAAAUCGAGGCUUCCGAUUUUGUGGGUGCGAUCGAAUCGGUGGUUUCGAUUACUGGGUACACUCGGAAAGUCCUUGAAAGAAUCGGGUGUUUGAUCUUUUGUUGUUGGGGGGAGGGGGGAGGCGGUUACAAUGGCAGCUUUGGAAUCUGGUGGUCGAAUGGAUUACUGGAGGGAGUAUUUUCAGACUUCUAAUGGCGAUCUGUUUGAAACCAUCGAAAAAGCCAUCAUGGUGGCUGCUUCUGAUUACCCAAAAGAGUUUCGAAUCAGGAGAGAUGGCAUUGCUCAGAUUUUGUUCUCCUGUAACUUGAUCAAGUGUUGUGGUUGUGAUAAACUGGAAUUAGGUUUUCCUGCAGAUGAUGAACAAGAAGAUGAUGAUGAUGAUGAUCAUAAAGAGCUUAAUGAUAAUAUUAUUAAUAAAGUUAGUGAUUACGAUUAUGGAGUUGCAGAAGCUUUGACAGAUGAAAUCGAAGAGGAAUCCCAGAUGUUUGGUGAGGUUAUGAGGAUUAAACAGAUUGUUGAUAACCAUCAAGAUGAGUCUGAAUCUGUGUUAUACAACUCGUUGAGAAAGCUUCAAUUGAUGGCAUUAUCGGUGGAAAUUCUCAAGGCAACUGAGAUCGGAAAGUCUAUCAAUGUUCUUCGAAAGCAUGUGUCAAAGGAUGUUCGUCACAUUGCGAAGACACUCAUCGGAGGGUGGAAGUAUAUGGUUGAUCAAUGGGUGAUGGCUACAGAAAAGGCGGCAGCGGUUUCUGAAGCAACACCGGAGUCACUGAACCCGUCUGUUCUUGAUGAAGAAGAAGAAGGCCUCCCGUCUCCUCCACUCGACGAUUUAGCGUUCUUUUACCCUCAAACGUCAUUGGAGCUAUCUGAGUUCUUUGACGGGAUGGACGAGUACGGAAAUCCUGGAAACAAUGGUAGAACCGAGAAACAAAGCAUACCGAAAUGCAAACAGCAAAAACCGACAAACGUGCCAAUUAUGGUUCGUAAGAAUGAGCCGGACUCUGAUGUAAUGAAAAUGAAGAAGAAACAAGCAACUGUUGUGAAACCGAUCAAACCUUCGGUUGCCGAGUCUGCACCGGGUAGACGUAUCAAACUGAACACGGAAAGAAAGCUGCAAACCGAACCGAAGAGGCCUCAUCAAAGCAAGCCGAGGCCCACAGGCGAAGCAACGGGUCAAGACAAAUUUGAAGCGACCAAGAGAAAGCUCCAGGAACGGUAUCAACAAGCGGAAAACGCGAAGAAGCAGCGAAAGAUACAAGUUAUGGAACUGCACGAUCUGCCAAAGCCAAAACAGCAGCAGGGUUUUCCGAUAAGAAAUCAACACAACGUUAGGCUCGGGAGCAACCACAACAGACAUCGGUGAUGAAACGGUAUCGAGAAAUAAAGCUGGUAGAUGAUGUUUUUUUGGUUUAGUUAAAGAAAACACCGAUUCUUCGAGUGCAAACACAAUAAGAAUCGUCAUUUUAUUUUGGGUCGAUUGAGAGACCCUGGACAUUAUAGAGAGCUUAGUCGUGAUCGAUCGCGUUUGCUGUAAUCGUUAGUAUCCGUAUAGACCGUUAACGGAAGUGUUUUUGAAAAACCGAUAGAUCGUUAUCGAAUUUUAGGUGAACCGGAACGAUAAAAGCGUUAUAAAUGAUUAUUGCA